Aedes aegypti (yellow fever mosquito) is the source of this 1572-nucleotide messenger RNA. Its product is annotated as nose resistant to fluoxetine protein 6. Lineage: Eukaryota; Metazoa; Arthropoda; Insecta; Diptera; Culicidae. The transcript has 6 exons. Gene Ontology annotation, molecular function: acyltransferase activity, transferring groups other than amino-acyl groups. Bases 141 to 1568 code for a protein of 475 amino acids. The record is from RefSeq and is a predicted model, not a curated record.
CUACGAAAUUGUCUCAUCGAAAUGAAAAUCUUGUUGGUAGCUGCAUUGCCAAUCGAUUACGAAAACAGUACAAUACAUCCGUUACCGUUCAAGUCGAGUACUGCGAAUCGAGUAAUAAGGCGUCGCUUGAUUGGUUGGAAAUGGUUUUCAUUGGCAUCUGCAUUGCAAUUUUUGGUCUGACUGUGUAUGCAUCAUUCAACAGGAAAUCAUCAAAGUCUAAUGGAUCUACAGAAAUUAAUCUGGUGAAUUCCUUCGCUAUUCAACGAUCUUGGAGAAACUUUUGGUACCUUCCAACCAGCAAAACGCACCAGGACUUCCAAUACAUAGAAGGCGUUCGAGUUCUAACCUGUCUGACGAUCGUAUUCAUGCACACCAGAUAUGAACCGCUCAUGCUGCCGACCUCCCAUCCGGACAAGCUUAAGUUGUCUCUCCUGGGAAAAUUGGGAAAUGUGAUGACUCCAACCACCGUGCAGAUUUUCUUCACCAUGAGUGGUCUGCUGAUGGCAGUAAACUUCUUUUCGGAAGCGAAAAAACAGCCAGUGACGUGGCAAUUCUUGCGAAACAAGGUGGUGAACCGGUUGAUCAGAUUCCUUCCGGUUUACGUGCUGUGGAUACUUUUCACCGGUUCGGUAUACGGCAUAUUGAGUAGCGGCCCGAUGGCUUAUCACACGCUCAAAGCGCACAGUUUGCCGUGCCGUAACCUCUGGUGGGCCAACCUGGUGUUCGUUAACAAUCUCCCUAUCCAGGACAACUUCUGCAUGAUUCAUGCGUGGUACUUGGGAGCUGACAUGCAGAUGUUUUUGGCCUCCCUUGGAUUGCUUACGUUGAUGUGGCGGUUCCCAAAAGCUGUUCCCAAGCUGUUGCUAGCUGGAGCUAUUGGCUCCGCUGUGAUCAUGAUCUGUGUUUCGUACAAACACGCGUUGGACCCAGUAUUUAGGCUUGGACUUGAUGACGUGCUGAUUGGGCUUUUGCUGUUCAAAUGGUUGCGUUUUCUCUACAUGCCCGGAUAUACGAAUUUGUGGUCAUAUCUAAGCGGAAUCAUCGCAGGGUAUGCGUAUGUUACCCUCAGCAAUGGUGGAUAUGAUUUCCGUGACACUAAGACCUACAAAUUUGUACGAGCCCUAUCAACAAGUCUGGUGGUAGCCGUGCCGUUGAUCUCCCUAGCCUUCUUCGACGUUACCUACGACCUGCGACCCUCACUUUGGGUGGCACUGAUGACCACGAUUACACGGUGUUACGUCCCAUUAUUCGUAGCGGUGCGUUUUGUUGAGAAAAUUGCCCGUCCAGUAAAUUCAACCCGGAAGCUUCUGAGUAAACCGGCGUUCUGCUAUCUCGGGAAGUUGUGCUACAUAGUCUACAUCAUUCACUAUAGUAUUAUAAAGAUGCUGUUCAGCCGAGAUGAUCCAAACGCGAUGGUGGAUAACGUCAAGCUUUGGGAACGAUUUUUCAUUGCAACGGUGUCGUCAAUUGGAGUAGCGUUUUUGAUCUAUCUGCUCGUGGAGCAGCCUUUGGGAGCUUUUCUUAGGGCGAAGCUUAUUAGGAUUAAUAAAACGAAAAAGAUUCAAUAAAAAA